Messenger RNA from Nymphaea colorata (pocket water lily), 1640 nucleotides. Its product is annotated as 3-oxo-Delta(4,5)-steroid 5-beta-reductase. NCBI's taxonomy places the organism in Eukaryota, Viridiplantae, Streptophyta, Magnoliopsida, Nymphaeales, Nymphaeaceae. The record is from RefSeq and is a predicted model, not a curated record.
CUCUCUCUUUCUCUCUGUCGCUCCCUCUCUCGCUCUACACGCCGGAGGAAUCGAGAUCGGAGUGAGGAUGAGUUUGUGGUGGGCAGGAGCGAUCGGUGCCGUGAGGAAGAGGAGCGAGGAGGAGGAGGUGCCCACGAAAUUCCAGAGCGUGGGGCUCGUGAUCGUCACGGGGAUCGUGGGCAACAGCCUCGCCGAGAUCCUCCCCCUCUCUGACACGCCGGGCGGUCCGUGGAAGGUCUACGGGGUCGGCAGGCGGCCGCGGCCCGACUGGAGUGCAGAACCCAUCGAGUACAUACAGUGCGACGUCGCCGACGCGGAAGAUACCACCGCGAAGCUGUCGCCUCUCACGGACGUGACUCAUCUGUUCUAUGUCUGCUGGACGAACAGGUGGUCGGAGGCCGAGAACUGCGAGCUGAACGGCCGGAUGCUCCGUAACGUGCUCGACGCGCUCAUCCCGAACGCGCCUGGGCUUCAGCACAUCUGUCUCCAAACCGGCGGGAAGCAUUACUUCGGCCCCUUUGAGAAGAUCGACGGCCUCGUUCCCCACGAGCCGCCCUUUCACGAGGACCUCGCCCGCCUGCCCUGCCCAAACUUCUACUACACGCAGGAGGACAUCCUCUUCGAGGCCGUCGGCAAGCGCGAAGGGCUCACGUGGUCCGUCCAUCGCCCCACGACGAUCCUCGGGUUUUCGCCGGUGAGCCAGAUGAGCCUCAUCGGGUCGCUCUGUGUCUACGCCACGGUACGCAAGCACGAGGGCUCCAGCUCCCUUCCGUUUCCGGGUAGCCGAGCGAUGUGGGAGGGCUACGUGGAUGCAUCAGACGCCGACCUGAUCGCGGAGCAACAGAUCUGGGCUGCCGUCGAUCCUUACGCCAAGAACGAGGCCUUCAACUGCAGCAACGGCGACGUCUUCCGCUGGAAGCAACUGUGGCCGUUGCUGGCGGAGCAGUUCGGGAUGGAAGCGGUCGGGCCGGAACGCGACGGCGGGUUCAGCGUGGAGGAGGAGAUGAAGGGAAAGGAAGAGGUGUGGGAAGAGAUCGUGAAGGCGAACGAGCUCAGGCCUACUAAGUUCAACGAGGUGGGUACUUGGUGGUUCGUCGAUCUGGUGCUCGGCAAUGACUUUCCGGUGAUCUACAGCAUGAACAAAAGCAAGGAGCACGGUUUCUUAGGAUUCAGGAACACCUUCAAAUGCUUCACCUCGUGGAUCGACAAGAUGAAAGCCUACAGGAUCGUGCCUUGAGGCUUGGCAGACCAGGUCAGUGAGCCUGUCUGGUUGUCCCAGGAAUUUCCUGGUAGAAAGUAAUCUAUAGACUGUAGUGUUCUUUCUUAUUAUUUUUGUUUUCUUCCUUUUUUCAGGCAAAUAAGAUGGUCUCUUGAAUUCAUGGUAGUGUGGAGGGAAAAAAAGGAAAACAUGAAUUGUGAAUCGGAUACCUUGUAUUAUUGGUGUUUUCUCCACGAAAAAUUUGAAGCUUAUGCAUGCUUGGUGUGUAUGUAUGUAACAAAUGUGUCGUCUCAGAUCAGUCUGAAGCUUUGAAUCGAUUCCAUCCCGUAAAUGUUCAGAGGUUCUCUUGCUGAACAAUUUUGAUUGCCUUUCUUGUUCCUUUCUUGUUAUAGAUUCUUUUUAAUAAAAGGACAUGUUAUUG